Menidia menidia (Atlantic silverside) is the source of this 1800-nucleotide messenger RNA. The record is from the annotation of a GenBank genome assembly. Lineage: Eukaryota; Metazoa; Chordata; Actinopteri; Atheriniformes; Atherinopsidae.
UUUCUCAGUACUGGGGAUCAGUCGGCUAAGGGGAAUUAUGGCCUGCUGGACCAGAUUCAGGCCCUGCGGUGGCUCAAUGAGAACAUUGGACACUUUGGCGGAGACCCAGAGAGGAUCACCAUCUUCGGCUCUGGAGCCGGAGCCUCCUGUGUCAACCUCCUCAUCCUCUCCCACCACUCAGAAGGUCUUUUCCACAGGGCCAUAGCUCAGAGUGGUACGGCCAUUUCCAGUUGGUCCGUCAACUACCAGCCCCUCAAGUACACCAAGAUCCUGGCUCGGAAGGUGGGCUGCACCUACCCAGAGACGGCAGACCUUGUUGACUGCCUGAGACGCAAGACUUUCAGGGAACUGGUGGACCAGGACAUCCAGCCAGCCCGCUACCACAUUGCCUUUGGCCCUGUGGUGGACGGAGACGUGGUACCUGAUGACCCUGAGAUCCUCAUGCAGCAGGGGGAGUUCCUCAACUAUGACAUCCUGAUAGGGGUGAACCAAGGAGAGGGGCUGAAGUUUGUGGAUGACAGCGAGGACAAUGAUGGCAUCUCCGCUGCAGCCUUUGACUACACCAUCUCAAAUUUUGUAGACAACCUCUACGGAUAUCCCGAGGGCAAAGACAUCCUGAGGGAGACAAUUAAGUUCAUGUACACAGACUGGGCAGACAGGGAUAAUGGCGACAUGCGAAGAAAGACUCUGCUAGCUCUGUUUACAGACCACCAGUGGGUGGCACCAGCAGUGGCCACUGCCAAACUUCAUGCUGAAUUUCAGUCUCCGGUUUAUUUUUAUACCUUUUACCACCACUGCCAAACAGAGACCCGGCCGGAAUGGGCUGAUGCCGCCCACGGGGAUGAAAUACCAUAUGUGUUUGGAGUGCCCAUGAUCGGUGCCACAGACCUCUUUCCAUGCAACUUCUCAAAGAAUGAUGUGAUGUUGAGUGCUGUAGUGAUGACUUACUGGACCAACUUCGCAAAAACUGGUGACCCCAACCUGCCAGUCCCUCAGGACACCAAGUUCAUUCACACCAAGCCAAAUCGCUUUGAAGAGGUCAUCUGGACCAAAUUCAAUUCAAAGGACAAGCAGUAUCUCCACAUCGGCUUAAAACCGCGUGUUAGAGACAAUUACAGGGCCAACAAGGUGGCCUUCUGGCUGGAAUUAGUCCCCCAUCUUCACAGUCUACAUGAGGUCUUCCCCACCACCACCCGCUUGCCACCAGGCCCUGGCCCAGGCACCCUCAGACCCUGGCCCAAAACUCCAGGUCCUCGCACCACUCGUCACCCCUACCCAACCUUUCCCUCGGAGCCUGAGCCUGAGGGGUCAGAACGCCCGCACCAGGACCUCUUUCCAGGAGACACCCGUGACUACUCCACCGAGCUGAGCGUGACGGUUGCUGUGGGAGCUUCGCUGCUCUUCCUCAACAUCUUGGCAUUUGCUGCCCUUUACUACAAGCGUGACAAGCGGCACGAGAUGCGCCGGCAUCGGCUGUCCCCUCAGCGGGGCGGCCCCGCCAACGACCUGGCUCACAGCCAGGAGGAGGAGAUCAUGUCGCUGCAGAUGAAGCACUCGGAGCACGAUGCUCACCACGACAUGGAGCCCCUCCGGCCCCACGACAUUCUAAGACCUGCCUGCCCACCCGACUACACUUUGGCGCUGCGCCGCGCCCCUGAUGAUGUUCCGCUGAUGACACCAAACACCAUCACCAUGAUCCCCAGCACCAUCACCAGCAUGCAGCCUCUUCAUGCCUUUAACACUUUCCCCUCCACCGGCCACAACAACACGUUGCCCCACCCCCACUCCACCACCAGGGUA